AUGGAUGACAUGGUAAAAGAAUACCUUCCGGAGGCUUUCCUAUUUAUUUACGUUAUCAAUAGUUCAAACGCCGGUGGAAUACAACAAGACAGGGUAAGAGACGUAAUAAUAAAUAGAUUUAGCCUAGCCUAAAGCGGAGCUCUUGUAAGUUUAUUUUUCAAAACUGUAGUAAAACUCUUCCGCACUGGCUGUAGAAGACUUUCUUCAAGGGGAUUAAGAGACCAGUUCGGGGGAUAGGGAGGGGGAAAAAUUGACGAGGUCUGGAACCUAGGGACGAUGUUCUCACAACUUGCAAAGCGAUCAACACGCAUGCUAGUCAGCGGUAUCUUUAAGUAGCUGAGGACCUUCGUUUUUGUUCCUGAUGUUUUGAGCAAAUUUUCGAAGAUAGGAAAUGUUUUCUUCUUCAGAUGAAGUGUAUGAUGUCAGCAUUAGUCAAAGUUAUAUUGUAUUGAGCGUGAAAGAUGAUUUCGGUUUGAGAAAAUGAGCCAAAAGUGAAAGAAAUGACAGUAAACUACUUCGCGUUUAAAGACAUCAUCGUUCGUUUGAAGAGUAUACGCGUGAGAACAUCGAGUCAGUCAUACAACCACCAGAAUCGUAUGGCUUCUCUUAUAUCUUCUCUUAAAGUCACCAGGUAUGAUUACUUGCCCCACAGUUUUUCCCUAACGUUACAACCUCCUCUGUUUAGCAUAGGAAAUUAAAAAGGAAAGUAAUUUUCCAAUCGUGUUUGAACCUGCAAGUUUUUUUUAAUUUAAAUUUUUUCUCUCAUUCUCGUUUCAUGAUUGUCCUCUGGCUGGAAAUACACGGCGUCUUUUUGAGAAUUUUUUUGUUAUUCAAUUCGGCAGCCUCUGCAUAUGACAAAUGUCUUAAUCUUAGCAACUCUAACUAAUGAAAUGCGAAAUUUGAAUUACCACAAGUAGACAACCCUUUGGGUCGCGUGACGUCAGAUAUUUAAUACGCUGGUUCAACUCUGACAAUUUUUUUGUAAUUUGCAACGGUCGAUUCCCGCAAGAAGUAAGUGAUCCCGAGAAAAGUUUCAUAAAUACAGCAAAUCAUAAUAUUUCAUCCCCAAAAUCCGCUUAAUGAUCCUCUCGAUCGGCAUUUUUCUCAGCCACAUUUUACGAUCUAAGAUUAUUGCACCCUGGAACAUGUGUCAAUACCAAAACUCCCCGUGCAUUUCGCUGGAAACAAACGUUUUCUACCUGAAUUUCCAAGUUCAAUUCUUUCUGGCUAUGUGGAAGAAACUUGGGUACAAAGUCAAUUUUCUCUCUGUCGCGAGUAGUCGGUCAAGAUACAAUACUUACCCCAUCUCCACAGAGACACCUCGCCUUAAUCUAUUGUCCUGAUCAACCGAUAAGACAACGAAGUGAAACUUACACAGAUAAACAACGGACAAAAUUUGAAUACUCUGCGGAGUUUGCUGUGAGCACUUAAGCUUGGAUUAUUUUCGCUAAAAUGCUAUCGAAGAAGAAGAGAUGCAGUGAAAUUGACCACGAAGCGAAUCAUAGAAAAGCUAAGAGUGGCAAAGUUUAAAGAUAAAUGAUUUAAGAUUUCAUUUUGGGAACUUUGGGGAUGGAGUAUUUCUUUUAAAAUCAUGGUGAAAAGCUUAUAUUAAAAGAGAACAAAUUUUCAAGUACGAACCUAAGAUCAAUAUUAAGGUAUCGUAGCUUUUCGCAAGUUUGACGUAGGAAUCCGGAACCUGAUCAAGACAAUAGAUUAAGUCGAGGUGCCGAUCAGGAUUUUUGGUGUGCAAACCACCUGCGCGUUGACAACGGUCAAAUCCGGAGUGUGCAGCCUUGACUUCGUCUUUUGACAUGAAUAACAGUGAUGGUAAAGCAAGCUUAAAACGGCAUAAAUCGCCGAAACUUCAACGGACACACAGGAUUUGAGUAAGUUUUAUUGAUUUUACAUGCAAAAUGUUCAUAAAGGUACCAGAUCGCUGAUUUUGACCCCUUAAAGGUACGACAAGCUUCCUCACCCAUUUCCAAUCGCCUUCUUCCCACUGGUCAGCACUUAGAGACAAAGAUUUGCCCCCCAUUAAAAAAAAAGUGAUUUGCCCAGUCACCCCCGACCUUUUACAUAUCUCCGAAAUGAGUUUCGGUCCGGAACGAAAUGAAUUUCAUACCGUGUUUACAUGCAAGAUAAUUAAGCCUGUAAAAACAAGUACUUAUGUUCUUCUCUAUCUUUUUUUAUGCUUCCUUCGCUCCUAAAGAGGAUUCAUACAAAUAGAAUGGGUGUAUCGUUUUGGAAUGAAAACCCCGAUAAGCUCAUUCAGAAAUGACUAACUUCAAAUAAAUCUUACUCUGGUACCAUGUGGCAACCGGUAUGAACUCGUUCUUGAACAACACUUAUUCCGAUAUCAUGUAAAGGCCCCUAAAAAAUUAUUUUUCCCAGAGCAUCAUGCUUUGCUCUCCUGUCUGAGUACGAUAGAGUUCAAUAGCGUUGAAGCAACAACCCGCUUUUAACUGCUUCGCUGUCACAGAAACAACGAUUAGUGACCACAAAAAGCACAUAUUCUAAUAUUUUCUAUUCAACAUAAAAAAUCUUUCUACAGGGUAAAUUUUAAUUUUUGUCGGUAUCAAAUAUUGCGUGACUAACUAAUGACAUAAAUGGGGGAGGGGAAACACAACCCAAAACCUGAGCUCGUGUCAAAAAGUAACACCCAGGCGUAAUAUAAUAAUCGAAACAGCUUAUAGAAUCAUAAAUAAACAAGAUAGGAUUGUUAUGUUAGAUUUUGUUUUCAGUUAUUUAUGCCAGUAAACGGUAGGCACACCAUGUAUAUUUCAUAGUCACUAGCAAGUCUUUUUUGGCUUUGCAUCUCCUAAAACAACAACAAACAUCGAGGCUGCACGAAACAACGUGCGCCUUGAGCGACCUGGCAUAUGCUCGGCUAAACCCCAUUCUGACCCAAUAUUAGCAAAGUCGCGUAUUGUGCGUGAUGUAUCCCUACAAGAGCGCGGUUCCUUUGUGACUAAGAUAGGAUUUAUUUCGAGGGUUCAAACGAUAUUGCAAGUAUAAAUAAAGAAGUAAAGUCAGUAAAUGGCUGUUUAGAAGCAAAACAUGCUAACAUUGCCACGAUUAUUAACGAUAACUUAAAAUGUUUUCCUUUGCUAUUGUUCGUGCUAGAAGCGGUUAAUAGUCGUACAAAGGUCAAACCUAAGCAACUUGUAUAAUUUUUUCCUCUCGUGGUAAGAAGUUGCCCAUUUUUUUACUUCUCCUGUCGAACCUGCUAUAAGAGCUCUACAUCCAAGUUAAAUAGUUCACUGUCAAUCGACAUAACAUGGGAGAUAUUGACCUUUCAAUUUACAGCAAAUUUAUUUCUCAAAAGUAUUCCGGAAGUACACUACAACUUUCCGCUCGCUCAUGACCAAAACUUUUUAUUUCAGCGAAGUAUUCCAUAUAGAACAUGAGUAGAAGGAUAGCUCUUUGAGGCAGUAUUAAUGGUUUUUUGUAAAAUAUUAUGGUAAGCUGGAAGGAAGUACCCCUUUAGAAACAGAAUCCAUCUAGCCAGUGAAAUUCUUGAGAAAAAUAUCAAUCAAUUUUCAAUCGAAUAAAGUCGGUUGCUUAGUUUAUUCAAAGAAACUAUGUGGUUUGCUUGCGUCGGUGGGAAGUUGACCUGUUGUCGCAGUGUCGAAUAACCGGGAGAUGCGAAACGUUUAUCGUAGCCACCGUUAAGGGUCCCAAACCGACGAAAAGACGCUCGAAACGUCAGUUUUUUUUAUCUUUACGGUGGUUUCCUUUUUAGUGAAUAGAUUUUCAACCCAGUUGUUAACAAAGCAAAUUCACCAUUAUAAUUUUGUCAAUUUGCUUUCAUUACUCGCAAAACACUGUUUUUAACGUUAUUUCUAACAGCUCUAAAACCUCUGUAUCCCCGCUUUCAAAGAAAAGCAUUUCCCAUGAAAAUUUAAACAUUAAAGACAUAUUAAGCUUCCAGCAACAGGUUUUUCCAUUGUAAUUGUUUCUUAACAUGCAGAUUCUCAUCACAUUUUUUUUAAAUUUGAAAGCAUAAGAAUACUUUAAUCAUUACAUGCAGUGUAAUAAAAUCCCCCGUUUUAAUCCUUGAAGUCCUACCAGUGACCAAGACAAAAUUUCUCUUAGCUUACACAUCAGUACGAUAUCAAGCAGACAAGUAAUGAGAAUAAAGAAAAAUAUCAAUUAAGGGAUUGUUGGUUGAUCCAAUUCAAAAUUCUCCAAACUAACAUCACGUGAAUUCAAAGGCAGACAAUACAGAGAAUUAUUAAUGAGAUCUUGGGAGUUAAAGGGUUAAAGAAAUGGGUAUUACAUCCUUCCAAAGAUGAAAAGGGAGUGCCAGUUAUAAAUUUUAAAAUAGUAGAUGCCAGAAACUUAAAGAGGAAUUUAAAAAAAAUUUUAAAAUAUGGCAUAUCUAUUCACUGAGAUUUUAAUGAUUAGCUGGCACAGUGAUAUAGAAGAGGCUUUGUGAAAAAAACCAGGGCAAAAAAUUAAAGAUUCAGAGGAAGUAUAUGACAUCAACUAGUUUAUUGAUGUUCUCACCUGAAUUCAGUCUGGAAAAAGAGCUCUGCAACACUUCUUUUUUAACUUCUCAUACAUAAAAUUUGAUUAUUUGCAAGCAGGUUUGGGAGGAAAUUAAAGAAUAGAUAUAUGUUACAUAAAAAGAAACCCCUUACAACAAAAUAAAGCAGAAGCAUAUUACCCACAUAUGUAAACCUGGUGCAAUAUAUAGCAAUAUUAUUCUAACCUUCCUCCUUGAAAGGUGCCUUGCGUAUCAAAUAUAUCAAGUUUAGUACCACCAGACUCAUAAGCCGGGCUUUUGGGGCCACAAAAUAAUAAAAUAAUCAACAAGUUACGCCAGGCCAAUUUAUUGAGAGUCAGUCAUGUACAGUGUCCUGUAUGUGCCUCAUUUGUUGCUUUGGUUUUAACGUUCCUAAUUUAAUGUUCCUUAUUACUGAUGAAAUUCCAAGGGUGUGACUCAAUUAAUUCAAAAAAAAUAUCCAUCCAGGUUACAGAAAUGGUUCGCGAAUUGUAAACAGACAAUGUGUUAACAAAACUUCCCGAAAUUAUAGUGCCGAUACGAAUUUAUCGUUCGUAAUCACCUAUGAAAUUCCAAGAUUAUCACUCAAUCAAUUCAACAGAAAAUAUCCAAGAAGGUUACAGAAAUCGAAAAGUGUAAACAACAAUUAUUUACGCUAAACAUGUACUUACCAGCGUGCUUGUGAGCUCAAAUUGCCAGGAACCCGAUCACUGAGCUCGGACGCUUCCUGCAAAAUGUGAUGACCAUCAAUUUCAGAGAUUGGUUCAUUAGUUUCCAGUAUAAAGAAAAGAACUAUCGUAUCGCAAGCAUGUUCAUCACAACCCGAGCAUCAGUAAGUCCGCCUCGCAAUGUAGAGCGAAGAGAAAGUGGCUCCAUGUUUUGUGAGGCAAUUGAGACCAUUUCCUGAAGUUCAAACGAAUCGAGUAGAAAGCAUGAAAACAUAGCGCUGAAAAGUACCGUAACCAAAUAAUGGAAUUCACUUAUCCCGCAGUAAGACUAACUCCAUUUUACCUGUGAGUUUGUUUGUACCACACAUUUGCGGCCCGAUGUUUGAGGGGUUCUCACCUGACAAUAUUGUCAAAAUCAAAUUACCGCGUCAGACUUAAUGUAAACAUGAAAAUCGCUGAUUCAAUCUCAUUUGAUUUCAAUUUUGGGAAAGUUCAUCACUUCGUCCUAAGGGUAAAACAACACAUCUUCGACAAAGCGCGAUUUUUUGAAAUGAAUAGAGUAGAUCCUGCUACGGUUGACUCAAGAGAAAAAGAGGUAGAAACUUUCUCAUGCCGUUCGCUGUCAUUUGAAAACUUUCUAGGCAAAACAAAAUCCGUAAGAUGUAUUAUUUUCCCUUGACACCAAGACUGUAAUAAACGUUCCAAACGAUAGGACAAGAAAUAACUUAAAGAAUAUAAACAGUUUGAAAUGUUAUUCGAGCGAUGAACCGGCGCGAGGGUUUUUAAGCGAUGAAUGUUAAAGUCAUUGUUUUACCAAAAUGUGCUUUGAAUUAUAUCUAAAACGACGAUUUUUAAGAAAAGGUUUUUCUGGGCCUUAGCGUAAGAGAAAACCCAGAUAAGACACGACUUAUCCUCUCUUCUUUCAUAGAUCCUUUGUGGUUCGCUUCUCUUUGUUGAUGACCGCUUUUCAGUCUGUUUUCUGGAGCGUCUUUGUUUUUCCCUCUCGCGUUGUUCUCCGCUAAAUAUUCGACUUUUUACUUAUGCCUUUUCUUGUUCUCUUUCGCGUUCCUCUCGCCUUACUCUUCCUAUUUUGGCGUCCUCUCCGACCUUCUUGUGCGUGGAGGAUAUCAAUUGAUAUAUAACCGAACCAUCAUGGUGAUAAUUUUGAUAGAUUUCCAUUCUUCUGUUGACAAUACUCCACUGAAGAUUUUUUGUUUAAGAGAGUCACGCAGAGAGGACCUACGAAGGCGUUCUCUUUUCCUUUUUUCUCAAGAAAUUCUUCUAUUUUACUUUUUUUUCUAGCUGGAAAAGCUAAUCGAGCACGCCAGACAGGUGUCUCUUGAACACUUCAGAGAAACUUCAUCAGCUUGUGCUCUGUUCGUUUGUAACAAGUGGGACCAAGUGCCAUCAGAAGAAACUGAUGAGGUUAAGGAUCACAUCGUCAGAAAACUUAAACGCUGCUGGCCUAACGUAGACCCUGAAUCUCAGAUCAUUUACAUGUCCUCCACCACUGCCAGAGAAGCCCAAACUCUUGGAAUAAUCUCAGAGGAGUUCGCUGCAUUGAUGAAUGGAAUCAAGUCCAUGGUCUUGAAAAGCGUCAAAGAAAGACUGUUCGUCCAAUGGAGGUAAGUGUUCUUGAGUCCUUACGAGACACAAUAAAAAGCGCAAGUGUCAUUUUCAACUCUCUUGGCACGUCCUAAAUGCAGUGUACUGAUUAAUAAGUAAAACUAACUAACUACCAUUACCUAGGUGGAGGUGGCAGAUGGUGGAUGUUUUCCAAGCCGCGAUAAGUGAACAUAAGACAGUAUGGCACAACAAGAUGAUUUUAACUCGUUUAUUCUUGGAACGAUUUCAAUAUUUUCGGGAGUGCGAGACUCCUGAGUAGCUCGGAGGUGAAUAGCAAAGUAUAUUCCGAGUUUGGGUAGUCGAUCAAAGGGUUCCUUCAAAGCUACAUCCAUUUUUUUAGUAAAUAAUAAAGUGAAAUAAUCUACAUUAUAUUUUUAGGUGGCUUUAUCACCUUCUUUCACGCAUGGUGUUUCACACGAAAGCGUUUAUUAAUAAUUCGUCCAAAGAUCGUCAGGAAGUCUUCGACAGAAUGAUUUUCAUGAAUGAACGCCUCCGUGGCAUUGAGGAGAAGGAGAAUUCAGUUGGUAGGGAGCUACAGGAGUACCUCGAAAACCAAACAGAAAGCGCUGUCACCUCACUGUCCAAGUACCUCACGUCUUCAGAUGUUGUGCAAAAAUUCACUUCGUGGACGUUGGACGAUACUCCACGGGCGAUGGGGAAAUGGGAAGUGACCAAAAUUUACAUCCAAGAAGCAUUAACGAAGCGACUUCAAGAAUUUAUUGCAGAAUGAGAGGAACGUGA
Messenger RNA from Pocillopora meandrina, 7542 nucleotides. NCBI's taxonomy places the organism in Eukaryota, Metazoa, Cnidaria, Anthozoa, Scleractinia, Pocilloporidae. The record is from the annotation of a GenBank genome assembly.